CCAAGGAGCGUCUGGUGGAUUCGAACUGCCGAACUUUUGGUUAGCAGUCUGUAGCUCUUAACCGCUGCACCACCAAAGUCCACCUUUAUUCAGAUUAAUCUUUGUUCCUGAAUGUUCUUUCCCAUCCCAUCCAUCCCCGCUGAUAUGCAGAGCUGAAGUAGGUCCGUUUUUGGUGGGUGUGGUGUUCGUUGUCUGGAUAGAGCAGAACACACCCCAAUUUAUGAAGCCGUUCCACUGCCGGGUGCCUUCGGUCAGCUCCGGUGAGCCUCGUCAAAGUUUGAACCCGACCCAGGCGUCACUGGUUGCAGUGGAUCAGAAGCUUAAGAGCUUUGGUACGAGACAAAUUAAGGACAUGGAAAUAAGGAUCCAGUGACAGGACGCUAUUCUGCCUGGGAGUUCUGAAGAUAAAAAGCUUUGGAAAGGCGAAUUCAUGGUCGUGGAAACCGAGCGCAUUUUAGGAAAUGUCAGGUUGGUCGGGGCUCCUGGCGCUUGAAAUCAGCUGAAGACCAGUCUGCAGAGACAUAAAGGGACCUGCCUCAGGGACUGUGUGCAUUUCUUUAAAGUCCAAACCCCGGGUGGCACAGUUAAGUGCUGGACAACCAGUCAAAAGGUUGGGGAUUCAGACUCACCCGGAGGCGCCUCGGAAGACAGGCCUGGCGAUCUGCUUCCGAGAGGUCACAGCCUUGAAAACCCUACGAAACAGUUCUACUCUGCACACAUGGGGUCGCCAGGAGUUGGAAUCAACUUGAUGGCCACUGACGGCAAAACCCAAACGACGCGAACUUUCUUGGAGGAGGCCCAGAGGAGGUGUCCUCCCCUGCUUAGCAAUCCUGGGCCUGGCGUGCGGGUCACCAGUUGUUCUCCUUGCGGCGUCCGACCUCCGAUCAUGAACGGGCCCCUGCACCCCCGGCCCCUGGUGGCGCUGCUCGACGGCCGGGACUGCACGGUGGAGAUGCCCAUCCUGAAGGACGUCGCCACCGUGGCAUUUUGUGACGCGCAGUCCACACAAGAGAUUCACGAAAAGGUGGCCCCAACUGGCUGUGGCCAGAAAUCAGACGCCUGGUGGGAGGACCCUACAGUAGAGCCAGAGCAAAAGGGAGGCUGGGGUCGAGCUCACCCUCCCCGCAGCCAGCCCUCAGGUUGGGUCCCCCAGGACCCUGAGCCCAGGCGUGUGAGGGCCGUGUGGGCACUCACAGUGCCCUUCAGAGACUGCCCCAGCACAGCCAAGGUGCAGGCUCAGUGGCUGCUUUCUGGGGUCACGUGGCUCUUAGGCUCCAGGUCCUCGACCACCCCACUGGGGAGGAUGGUGCCAUUCGACAUCUCAGAACAGGCUCCUGAAGCGCUGAGAGGCAUUUCCUACGUGCCAGCUGCCUGCAGACACCAGACAUAUGCCGAGCACGGUCGUGUGGGGCAGGCGGUAGCCCUGCGGGCCAAGGCCUUCGGCUUCAACGUUCUGUUCUACGACCCGUACCUCUCAGACGGCAUCGAGCGGGCCCUCGGGCUGCAGCGGGUGAGCACCCUGCAAGACUUGCUCUUCCACAGUGACUGUGUGACCCUGCACUGCGGUCUCAACGAGCACAACCACCACCUCAUCAACGACUUCACCGUCAAGCAGAUGCGACAAGGGGCAUUCCUGGUGAACACGGCCCGGGGCGGCCUGGUGGAUGAGAAGGCGCUGGCGCAGGCCCUGAAGGAGGGGAGGAUACGUGGCGCAGCCCUGGACGUGCACGAGUCAGAGCCCUUCAGCUUUAGCCAGGGCCCCCUGAAGGACGCACCAAACCUGAUAUGCACGCCCCACGCCGCGUGGUACAGCGAGCAGGCUUCCAUCGAGAUGCGGGAGGAGGCGGCCCGGGAGAUCCGGAGGGCCAUCACAGGCCGGAUCCCCGACAGCCUGAAAAACUGCGUGAACAAAGACCACCUGACAGCUGCCACCCACUGGGCCAGCAUGGACCCAGGCGUGGUGCACCCCGAGCUCAACGGGGCAGCCUACAGGUACCCCCCAGGCGUGGUGGGCGUGGCCCCCACCGGCAUCCCAGCCGCUGUCGAAGGCAUCGUCCCCAGCGCCAUGUCCUUGUCCCACGGCCUGCCCCCUGUGGCCCACCCGCCCCACGCCCCUUCUCCCGGCCAAACUGUCAAGCCCGAGGCAGAUAGAGACCACACUAGUGACCAGUUGUAGCCCGGGCAGAGCUGUCCACCCCGCGCCCCGGCGGAGGGGCCGCGCGGCCCUCGGACCGGCGUGCGCAGAGGCAGCGACGCCACCGUGCAGAGGCCCCGGCGCCCAGAGACUGGCCCGGCACGCGGGCAGGAGCAGCAGCGAGCAGCGGCGCCGGCCUGCGCGUCCCAUUGUAGUCGUCCCGUCCCCGGACUGGCUCAUGUCCUGUGUCCUGCGCGUCUUUCGUUAAGCAAAAGAAGUUAGUAGUUAAUUAUAUCAUGAAUGUACUUGUCUGUGUACAGUUUUUAGAACAUUAAAAAGGAUUUGUUUGCUUAGCUGUCAACAAAAGGAAAACCCGGGCGAGCGUUCGGCAAGUGGAUCCCCAGAUUAUUUUUUCCUUUUCUAUGUUGAAGCGUGCCCCGGAGCGAGGCAGUUGGCAAACUUCUCAGGACAAUGAAUAUUUCCCGUUUUCUUUCCACGCCACACAGUGCAUUGUUUUUUCUACCUGCUUGUCUUAUUUUUAGAAUAAUUUAGAAAAACAAAACAAAGGCUGUUUUCCCCCCGAUUUUGGCAUGAGUCCCCCUGUUCCCCGUGAAGUCAGCGCUGCAAAGCAACCCGAGGGAGGGAGCCGUUUGCACCGACGCCCACCAUGCUCGCCGCGCCUCGCCGCGCCUCGACGCUGAGCCGCGGGCGGCGGGCCACGGCAGCUUCGCCUGGCCAAGGCCGUCCUGCUGAUGUGGUAGGCUAGCAAUAUUUUGGUUAAAAUCAUGUUUGUGACUGUAACCAUUUGUAUGAAUUAUUUUAAAGAAAUAAAAAUCCCAG
This is a messenger RNA of Trichechus manatus latirostris (Florida manatee), 2974 nucleotides long. RefSeq names its product C-terminal binding protein 1 (gene CTBP1). Gene Ontology annotation, molecular function: transcription coregulator binding; NAD binding; transcription coactivator activity. The coding region runs from base 719 to 2176 and encodes 485 amino acids. The transcript has 10 exons. Gene Ontology annotation, biological process: regulation of transcription by RNA polymerase II. The record is from RefSeq and is a predicted model, not a curated record. Lineage: Eukaryota; Metazoa; Chordata; Mammalia; Sirenia; Trichechidae. Gene Ontology annotation, cellular component: nucleus.